Molecule: messenger RNA, 1014 nt
Organism: Chelonoidis abingdonii (Abingdon island giant tortoise)
Lineage: Eukaryota; Metazoa; Chordata; Testudines; Testudinidae
Product: forkhead box protein N1-like
Biological process (GO): regulation of transcription by RNA polymerase II
Molecular function (GO): transcription cis-regulatory region binding; DNA-binding transcription factor activity, RNA polymerase II-specific
Source: RefSeq, a predicted model, not a curated record
ACAGCUCCAGACGGUUGGAAGAACUCUGUACGCCAUAACUUAUCCUUGAACAAAUGCUUUGAGAAAGUUGAAAACAAGUCAGGUGGCUCUUCUCGGAAAGGCUGUUUGUGGGCACUGAAUCCAGCCAAAAUUGAUAAGAUGCAGGAAGAGCUUCAGAAAUGGAAAAGGAAAGAUCCAGUUGCUGUGAGGAAGAGUAUGGCAAAGCCAGAAGAACUUGACACAUUGAUAGGAGAUAAGGCUGAAAAAUUAAGAUCUUCAACGGUGUCCUGCAAUCCAACUGGUGUGGCAAGUUCAACAGUUUCCAGACAGAUGUCAGUCCAGCCCCAUUCUAUGUCUGAGCCAUCCCUGUCAUCUAAUAUUCCACAGCCUUUACACGCUAUUCACACAACAGGUCCUCUACAUGCCAAGAACUCACUACCAAGUUUGCUUGGGGGGCACCAAACUCCAUGUUAUACAUCGCCACAGGUUUUCCCUCAAAUCUCACCUACCUUAAUGCAACAAUCACCUGGUAUCCCUCAGAGCAUCUUCCCUUCUGCAGAUACUCAAAUUGAACUCAGAGCACAACCUAGCACCACCCAAGACUCACCCUUGCCAGCCCAGACCCCUCCCAUACAUGGUAUGAAGAUGUUGACAGAGCACUCCACAGCCAGGACAAUGCAGGACACACUCAUGCAAGAAGCAGACAUGAGCAAUGAUAUUGAUGCUCUUAACCCUUCCCUGAUUGACUUUGAUCUCCAAGGAAAUCUUUGGGAAGAACUGAAAGAUGACAGCCUGGCUGUGGAUCCCUUGGUUCUCAUUUCAACAUCCCCAAUAUCCUCUCAGUGCUUCCCUUCUCACUAUCAGAUGGAUAGUAACAGCAGCAGCAGCAAUAACCUCACCACUCAGAAUAGCACUCCACAUAGCAGCUUACCUGACUUACAACUCACUACUCUUUACUCUGCCUUUAUGGAAUUGGAUACAGUAUCCACAGCCUACCUGAAUAAUUCUGGAUCCAAGCCUAUAGCACUAGUGUGA